UCGAGGGUUGCGGCCACAUCGACGCGGACGCUGCAACAGCGCUGCGCAAUUGUGUUGCGCAGAGAUUCACUGGCGACGUGAGAUCAGACCGAGAGGGAGAACUCUCCCUCAGAGUCCGACCAAUAAGGUGCAUAUUGCAGUUUUGCCCUGUGCACAUGCCAGAUGUCGUCAUUGGGAGAACACCAACGCACUGCCCUGACAAAAAAUGGACAAGCACAAGCUGUAUUACUUCUUUGAAUCAGGAUGUCAAUGGAAAGGUAAGCUGACCUCCACCUGCAAGUGAUCCAGCUUCAUAAAUACCUUGCUUCUCAUGAAUAAUUAAGCAAGCUUGCCAGCUGAAGUGAGCAUGUGCAUUAAGAUAGGCUGCAGGCAGGUCAAGCAGUCACUGUACAUGGGGCAGCAGAGCCAAGAUGGAUAUCUCUGUUCUGCCCAACAACAAUCACCCUGAAAAGUUCCUCCAACUGGAUGUUGGGAUGUUGGAUGCUACUCAUCGUAUGUUCCAGGUUGGAACAUAUGUUUCCAGUCAGAGACGAUGGCAGAACAAGGUCUAUUUGCAGAGGGAACAAACAGCACGACCUGAAAGAAAGACUCCUCCAUUACCAGAGGGGAGUCCUGUGGUGUUUGUGGACCAAUAUCUGGAGAAGCACAUAACGUCAGGAACUCUGAAGCCUAACAUCAAAAGGAAUCCUCUUUACGUGGAUAUAAAAUCCAUCGAUAUAAUGGACAAUGAGAAGUUUAAGCCUUCCUGGACCAUCAAAGAGUAUGACACACAAACCAUCCAUGGCAACUUGACAGAGUAUGUGAAGAACACAAAAACUCCAAGGGAUCUGGACUUUUGGCUUGAAGACCUUUACACUCCAGGAUUUGACUCUCUGCUCAAGAGAGAAGAAGCAGAGCAGAGGAGAAAAAGACUUUCCAAAAUUGUUUCCUCAAUUGUUUUGCUUGUUUGUGCUUGUCUCAUUGCUAUAAUUGUUCCUAUUGUGGUUUUCCAAAGGAACUGAUUUGGGUGUUGUCAUUGUGCUCUACAUUACAUCAUCUCUAAAGAAAACAGGCAAAAUACUGGCUGCUCAGCAAUAUGAGACUGUAAUACUGUAUGCCUGUGGUAUCUAAACUUUCUUCCAAAAAUAGUCGAGAGCCACAAAACUUCACUUAUUUGAUUCUACUCGCUAUGAAAUUCCGAUGAAAAUAAAACACGUGGCUAAUA
Messenger RNA from Girardinichthys multiradiatus, 1204 nucleotides. RefSeq names its product major intrinsically disordered NOTCH2-binding receptor 1-like homolog. Bases 411 to 1001 code for a protein of 196 amino acids. The record is from RefSeq and is a predicted model, not a curated record. Lineage: Eukaryota; Metazoa; Chordata; Actinopteri; Cyprinodontiformes; Goodeidae. The transcript has 4 exons.